GCGAGUGGGAGAAGCAGAUCACGGUGCGGCGUGUCUUCUUGGUUUGGACCCCAGGAUUGACCUAACUUUUUUCUCCUUUUCUGUUCUCAUAAGACAGAAGUAACGUCCAGCACAAAGAGAAUGCAAACGAAAUAUGUCUUUAUCAUCUGAGAUGGAGAAGAAUUCCACCGAAGAUGAUUGUGCGGACUCGGGAGCGGAGACUGCAGGGUCUGACUACAGCCCCAUGUCAUCAGCCAGCAGUGAGCUAUCGAUGGCCGACCUGCAGGACCCCUUCCUGGUCAGCGUGCACAUCAUCACAGACCCGGGCCAGGCCAAGCCCCUGCAGCGGGCCGCCGACGCCGUCCUGGCCUGGAUCCACCCAGAGCUGCAGCUGUUCCGCGUGUCGGAGCGCGGCGCCUGGCAGCGGCGGCCCAAGCAGGCCCCCUCCCCCUCCUCCGGCCAGCAGAGGGCGCCGGCGAGCCAGCCGGCCCUGGCCGUGAUCCUGUUCCUGCAGGAGGAGUACGCCGGGGAGGAACAGGUGCUGCGUCUGCACCGCGCCCUCCGCCGCCCGCCCUGGCGCUACCACCACACCGAGCUGGUGAACGGCCGGCUGCUGCCGCUGGCGCCCUGCAGCCAGGACUUCUACACGCUGGCGCCCGGCACGCCGCUCUGGGCCGUGCGGCAGGUGCACUACGGCAAGGAGAUCGUGCGUUUCACCGUCUAUUGCCGGCACCACAGCUACGCCGACAUGGUGGACAUGUACAGGCUGCUGCUGCGCAGGCAGCUGGCCCAGAGGAAGGAGGACUUCUGCUUCUUCGUGGUCUACUCGAACCCGGACACGGAGAUCCAGCUGUCCUUCAAGAGGCUCCCCCGGGGCCAGGAGCCCACGCCCACCGAGUCGGCCAUCAUGGAGUUCCGGGUGCGGGACGUGGGCGCGCUGGUGCCCCUCCUGCCCCGGCCCUGCACCCCCAUCAGCGAGGUGCGCUGGCAGACAGAGGACUACGACGGGAACAAGAUCCUGCUGCAGGUCCGAGGCUCCGCCCAUUGCAGACGCAGACACACCAUCGCGCAGCUCCCCCGCCUGCUGCCGGACUCCUCCUCCCUGCCGUCACCGCCCCCUCCCGAACACGCUCCCGUCCCUUCCUACGGCCGCGGUCCUGCCUCCUACAGGAACCGCCGCUACCAUCGGAACUCCUCCCGCGCCCGGCACCAGAACCAGGCCCGGGUGUCCCAGCCGGACCUGCCCCUGGCCUGCGACCGCGACCCGGAGGCCUUGCGGGCCUGCUGGACGGGCCACCGGUCCCGCUCUCUGUUCUGCCUGCCCUCGCUGAGCGGGGCUCGCUCCGCCCCCUGCUCCCCCUCGCUCGCCUCCUCCACCCUCUCCCGCCGCUCCUCCCCGGCCCCGCCUUUCCGGCUCAACGUGGACGCCCUGGUGGGCGCCGAGGAGACGGACGUGGACACCGGGCGGAAGAUGGACAGCGGCGCCGUGGACCUGUCGGUGGUCUCGGCCUACGCCCGGCCCCGCACGCCGCACUCCCGCCCCCGGCCCGUCUCCAUGCCCCCGCGCGAGCCGGUCCUCUGCUUUUCGGGGCUGUUGUGCGGGUCAUCGCCGGCCGUGGAUCGCCGGCGGCGGAGCUGCCACUCGACCUCCUCCACUCCUUCUAUCCUGCGCCGGCCCCGCCCACACAGUGCCUGCCUCCCUGUUCCCGUGUGGGACAGUGAGCAGGGCACAGAGGCAGAGGAAUAUAAUGACAUUGCCUCCAAGGACCUGCCUGUAGAGGAGGAGCAGGAGUUCUACAUAUGAACAGUAGUGGGCACCAGAGAGCCAGGAUGGAGAACGAAGCCCAAUGUUGUGCAAUACUUGUGGUGCU
This is a messenger RNA of Megalops cyprinoides (Indo-Pacific tarpon), 1850 nucleotides long. RefSeq names its product protein FAM124A-like. The transcript has 4 exons. Lineage: Eukaryota; Metazoa; Chordata; Actinopteri; Elopiformes; Megalopidae. Bases 134 to 1783 code for a protein of 549 amino acids. The record is from RefSeq and is a predicted model, not a curated record.